AUGACAACCACGGUUCUUCCCGUAGGUUCCGACAGGGCCUAUGACUACGUCAUUGUCGGCGGAGGCACCGCUGGCUGCGUCCUGGGCGCCCGGCUUGCCCAAUACCAGAGCGCCGGGUGCUCAUCAUCGAAGCCGAACCUCAAAGAGUGGCAGAGCGUUCUUGGUGGUGACCUUGAUUACGAUUACGGGACAACGGAGCAGCCCAAUGGGAACAGCCAUAUCCGUCAGUCACGAGCCAAAGUCUUGGACGGAUGUUCUUCCCACAAUACCAUGAUUGCAUUUCGCCCAUUCCGGUACGACAUGAAGCGAUGGGUUGCUCAAGGCUGCCACGGCUGGGAUUGGGUGACUAUGAUGCAACACGUGGAUCAGCUGCGCAACCAAGUGCAGCCUGUCCACAACCGUCAUCGCAACCAACUGACCAAGGACUGGGUUCAGUCAUGCUCUACGGCAAUGAAAAUUCCAGUGAUUCAGGACUUCAACGCCGAGAUACUUGACAAGGGCCAAUUGGAGCAGGGGGCCGGCUUUUUCAACAUUGCAUACAAUCCCGACACCCACCAACGAAGCAGCGCUUCUGUCGCCUACAUCCAUCCCAUCAUCUGCGGAGAGGAGCGUCGCCCGAACUUAACUGUUUUGACUGAAGCGCACGUCUCCAAAAUCAAAAUUGAGAAGGACGUGGCGACUAGCCCUAUGAUUUCCCUCAAGUCGGGCGGUCAACGUGUCAUCGUCCCCAGGAAGGAAAUCAUUCUGUGCGCCGGUGCCAUAGAUACGCCACGGCUCAUGCUUUUGUCCGGCCUCGGCCCCAAGAGCCAGCUCGAAGGGCUGGGAAUCGACGUCGUCAAAGACAUUCCUGGCGUCGGCGAGAACCUCCAGGAUCACCCGGAAGGAAUCAUCAUGUGGGAGCUAAACAGGCCGGUCCCGCCUAACCAGACCACGAUGAACUCUGAUGCCGGGCUCUUCCUACGGCGAGAGCCAACAGACGCCGCCGGCAGCGACGGGAAUGUGGCGGACUUGAUGAUGCACUGUUAUCAGGCCCCCUAUUCCCACCAUACCGAGCGAGCUGGGUUCGAAUUCAUCCCCGACCCUUACGUCUUCUGCAUGAUUCCAAACAUCCCCCGACCCCGUUCGCGAGGCCGGGUUUAUCUCACGUCGGCCAAGCCUGCCGUCAACCCGGCCCUCGACUUUCAGUGUUUCUCCGAUCCCGAAGGAUACGAUGCUGCACCCAUGACCUGGGGAAUUAAGGCGGCCCGUAAAAUCGCCCGGCAAAGUCCAUUUAAAGGAUGGUUGAAACGAGAGGUAGCGCCAGGUCCAGCCUACCAGACUGACGACGACAUCAGCAAAUAUGCUCGCAGCGUCCACCAUACAGUGUACCACCCGUGCGGAACCACUAAGAUGGGUGAUGUUACGCGUGACGAAAUGGCUGUUGUAGACCCGCAACUUAGGGUCCGAGGUUUGAGUGGACUGCGCAUUGCUAAUGCUGCUGGCGCCCUGGCCAGCGAGUCGCUGCUCAUCAUCGAUCCACAGAUCGUCUACCAUCCAUGUCUUGGCAUCUUUGGUCGUCGGGUCGGGCGUCUCAUCGGAGAAGUAGCCUGGGCGGGAAACUUAGUCAAGAGCGCCGGCCUGCUUGUUCGUCUUCCGCAGUUCGGCGUUUCUGCCCACGCUCAUGGCUUUAUUCUCCGAGCGACCGAGCACGUGCUGGAAUCACGCGGGAAAAUUGCCGAGAGCCAGCAGGCCACGGAUGAUGAGCAAGUGCAGCGACAAGAUCAGAGACGUCACCUGGUCCGGGCCAGAGCUGAGAUGGACGUGGAUAAUCCAGCUGACAAAGGGGUGCCAGAUGAUAGGUUUCUGGAGUCUAUUUUGAUAUCACUAGCCAAGCGCUACUCGAAUCAAAUGCGACGAAAGGACGUCCUUAUUUAG
Messenger RNA from Colletotrichum higginsianum IMI 349063, 1914 nucleotides. RefSeq names its product GMC oxidoreductase. Lineage: Eukaryota; Fungi; Ascomycota; Sordariomycetes; Glomerellales; Glomerellaceae. Gene Ontology annotation, molecular function: flavin adenine dinucleotide binding; oxidoreductase activity, acting on CH-OH group of donors. Bases 1 to 1914 code for a protein of 637 amino acids. The transcript is spliced from 4 exons. The record is from RefSeq and is a predicted model, not a curated record.